AUGCACGAAAAUGGUACUCACGGUUUGAGAGGCGAAAAACAACAAGAACACUUAUGCGACCGGCGCCCACAAAUCUGCAGCACUGCUCGGCCUUCCCUGCUUCAAAAUCACCACGAAUGGAAGCUGUGGAACCAUAGGAAAGUCUUAGAUCACAAGCCUAUUAAGAUGUCACUAUGCACUCAUUCCCAAAACCUGAAGUUUCCUGAACGUUUCAAAGCUUGGGUUACAUUGGUUGGUGGAAAACUGGAAACAGAAGGAAAAAGUUCAAGGGGAAUUCUUGAGGAGCUCCCAGUUGCUCCUAAUGAAGAAAAUAGUCAAUUGUCAAGAAGUUCAGGUUUGUUUCCAACAAUGACAGAGGAAAGUUUGUAUUCUUCAAAGUAUGGCAACCAAUCUCAUGAUAAAUUGCAAUCUUCCCAAAUGUCCUCUUCAGUUGACUCUCAGUACAUCCCUUAUGUAGAAGAUAUCAUCAGGGAACAUAACUAUAGUUCGUGUAGCAGAUCUAAAAGAACACACCUCCACAAGUUGCUGAUUUACCAAAAAGUUUAUGCGGCAGAUAAAUGCUAUGGAGAAUUAAGAUUAUUAAAUAAACUAACGGAGGAACACAUUGAUCCUGAAAAAAAUAAUAAAAUGAGAGUGAAAUUAGCAACACAAGUAUUCAGUCACAGUAUUGCUGUAGUUGCUGAGCACCUUACGGCGCGAGGAGAUUUGCAAGAAGAGUGUCGUCAACUGGUGAACAUAACAUUAUUAAUUGAUGAUUUAUUUGACAGUCUAAAUAUCAACACGCUAAACAUUCCCAAUGGAAAAAUUUAUAAAGGUCCGGUAAAGCGAAUUUCACCCAUCACGAGUUAUGGACUAGAGCAAGAAAAUUUUGCAUAG
Messenger RNA from Diatraea saccharalis (sugarcane borer), 876 nucleotides. The record is from the annotation of a GenBank genome assembly. NCBI's taxonomy places the organism in Eukaryota, Metazoa, Arthropoda, Insecta, Lepidoptera, Crambidae.